Molecule: messenger RNA, 456 nt
Organism: Dacryopinax primogenitus
Lineage: Eukaryota; Fungi; Basidiomycota; Dacrymycetes; Dacrymycetales; Dacrymycetaceae
Product: Prefoldin beta-like protein
Exons: 4
Coding region: 1-369 (122 amino acids)
Biological process (GO): protein folding
Cellular component (GO): prefoldin complex; cytoplasm
Molecular function (GO): protein folding chaperone
Source: RefSeq, a predicted model, not a curated record
AUGUCGAAAGCAGUGAAGAAAACCUUGACGGAUCAAGAUAUUCAAGCAGGGUAUUCCCGAUACCAACAGGAAAUACAGUCACUAGCUGAAAAGGUUGGUGAACUGGAAUCUGAAGCUGAAGAACAUGAACUCGUUCUCCAAACUCUGAAGGAAGUCAAUGAGAAACAUCCGGAGAGACCAUGUUUUCGCAUGAUCGGUGGAGUGUUGGUUGAGCGCACGGUCAAAGAUAUCAUUCCAGCCCUGCAGACAAACCGCGACGGGAUUCAGAAGGUCUUGCAAACCCUGAUCGAUCAGUACCAGAAGAAGGAGACAGAAUUUACUACGUUCAAGCGGGAGCAUGGGAUCGCCCAAAUGCCUCAACGAGCAUAACGUACAUGCCAUGUUCUUUCGACAUUGUAUCAUUCGCACAUAUGUAUACCACGUAUUAUACGAUCUCUGCCGCUGUUUCUGCAUGGA